CACAGAUCCCAGCAGGCGCUACCGAGCAGGCUACACAGAUUCAAGCACUCACGACAUGACAGUUCCAGAUAGUUCCUAAAAUUCGGACUUGCAAAAUUUCCAGUUUUGAUCUGCUUUCGGGGCCAAUAAAGUCAAUGUGACCGCCAAUGGGGAACACUCCGAGCUCCAGCCAAGUGGGCCGGAGGCCUUCGCACUAUCGGACCGAGGAGGACAUCUUUCAUGAGAACCACAGGAAUCCGGAGCGGAGUCGGAGUCGCAGUCGCCACGGUUUCGUCAUUCGCUCGCAAAGGCCUCCGAAGGGUGUCCAGGAUUCGAGAUGCGGUUGUCUUCCUCCUUCUCCUCCGACAAGUUGCUGUUGUCCUCCUCUUCCGGCUGUUGUUCCAGCCCCAAGGCCACGUACGCGAUGCUGUUGCCCUCCACCCCCAGAUCCUGUGAGGCAAAGGCCUUGCUCCUGUUCUGAGUAUAAGCCCCAGGGAUUCUCCGGAAACGGAAGUAGGCAGACGACUCGCAGGAUAAGAGUGUGUCAUCCGGAGUCUUAUCCCGUACCGGAACCUCUGAAGACGAGGCAAAUGGGCCUUCAUCCCUUGGGUGCAGGAUGCAAGUGCGCGGACCGCCAAGUGGAUCUGUCCAGGACAGCAGCAGCUAAAGAAGAAGAAUUCGAACCGGAGCCACAAGCUGAGAUGCCACACAGCGAUUCUGUCCCAGCUCUGCAUGAAAUCCGUCAAGAGCCCCGUGAUCCGUACUAUCCGAAUCCUCCCAAAAAUAAGCGACGGCAGGAAGUGGAUCCUCUGGCCAACUUUGACAUAAACCGAUUCGAUAGGGAUGCCACCCACCGAGCUGCUGGAGGUCCUGGAGGUAGAAGAAGAAAAGUUUCCAUUCGCACCUGUGUGGACUACGACUACGAGCCCGAAUAUCCACCUCGCGAGUGGCCGCAAGAAGCUCCACAGAGUCAUGACAGACAUGUGCCACCGCAGAAACCCCCUUCCGGAUACCCACCUCAACAGAAUCCUCACAGAUAUCCACCUCAGCGAUCUCGCCCUGCCGCUGAGUAUGAACCCAGAACUCGGCCACCACCCCCUUCUAGGCCACCAUCAUAUCCGCGUAGAGCACUUCCAGGAUUUUAUGAAAACGCGGAAUUCGAGUUUUUCAAUUGUCCGUAUCGAAGAUGAAUUAAGUUUGACAUUCCCAGUUAUCGAUAACACCCCGAAUACAGCCCUGAGAGUUUGAAAGCCACUUUAUCUGCUACGCACUGAACUUAAGUGUUGCAAAGCGCAACGCAGUAUCAAAGAAGAAGAGUAGCCGACGCGUGCAAAA
Drosophila gunungcola (fruit fly) is the source of this 1314-nucleotide messenger RNA. RefSeq names its product serine/arginine repetitive matrix protein 1. Lineage: Eukaryota; Metazoa; Arthropoda; Insecta; Diptera; Drosophilidae. The coding region runs from base 147 to 1169 and encodes 340 amino acids. The record is from RefSeq and is a predicted model, not a curated record. The transcript is spliced from 4 exons.